Molecule: messenger RNA, 573 nt
Organism: Papaver somniferum (opium poppy)
Lineage: Eukaryota; Viridiplantae; Streptophyta; Magnoliopsida; Ranunculales; Papaveraceae
Product: ethylene-responsive transcription factor ERF087-like
Exons: 2
Coding region: 1-573 (190 amino acids)
Source: RefSeq, a predicted model, not a curated record
AUGCGUGGGUCUCGUGCACGUACAAAUUUUGUCUACUCCGAUAUGUCACGUGGUUCUUCUGUUACAGACAUUAUAUCUCCCGAUGAAAGCCAACAAUUUCAUGACCUCUCUUCUUUUUUCACUAAUAGCAGUUUUGUGUAUCAACCUCAACAAAUUGCUAACAACAAUACCACUGCUCAACAAAUUCAUUUCAGCACUCCAGAUUCCACCAAUGCCGGUGGAUUUUCGGUGAAAGAUGUCCAAAAUUCAUCGUGGAUGAAUCAAACCGAAAUCCCUCAACCGCAACAACAACGAGAAUGUACUUCUGUUAAUUUGGUUGAUAGUUCUUACGGUUAUGUGUCAAGUAAUUAUGAACUCCCUCCAUUUCCUUCUGAGGUGUCUGAUUUUUCGGGGUGUUUGGGGUACUUCAAUAUGCCAGUUUCAUCCGGUUUUAACAGUAAUAAUAGUAUGAACCGAGGAGAUUGGUCCGAUUUAACUACUGUAGUUGGAUCUUCAAGUGGCGGGGGUAUGAAUCCAUGGGGAAUGGAUCGUAUUUUGGUUACAAUUCCACAGAUUUCUUUUCGUACAAUUUGA